AUGGGUUCUACAGCAUCUACUACUGAUAAUAAAGCCGACAGUACAGUUGUCAGCAACGUUGUUACUCAUGCUGAUCCAAUUGCAUCUAAAGGAUUUGCUGUUGAUAGUUCUACUUCUUCAUUCAAACUGUUUGAAUUCGAAAGACGUGUACCGAAAGCAGAUGAUGUUUUCAUUCGAAUUCACUAUUGUGGUAUAUGUCAUUCAGAUAUUCAUCAAGCAAAAAAUGAGUGGCAUAAUUCAAGAUACCCUAUGAUACCAGGUCAUGAAAUAACGGGCGUUGUCGAACAAGUUGGUUCGAGUGUAAAGAAAUUUCGUGUCGGUGAUAAUGUUGGUAUUGGCUGUAUGGUUGAUUCAUGUCUCAGCUGCAACUCAUGCAAGAAAGAUUUGGAACAACAUUGUCCUGAUACAUGCUAUUCGUACAAUAGUACUGAACUUGAUAAAGUAACACCAACAUACGGCGGCUAUUCAAAUUUUAUUACUGUUAAAGAACAUUUUGUUUGUAAAAUUCCAAAAAACUUACCAUUAGACGCAGCUGCACCAUUACUCUGUGCUGGUAUCACAACUUACUCACCUUUACGUCAAUAUAAUGUUGGUAAAAAUACACGUCUAGGAGUUAUCGGACUUGGAGGACUUGGCCAUAUGGCUGUCAAAUUUGGUGUAGCCAUGGGUGCACAUGUAACUGUUAUUUCAACAUCAGAAUCAAAGCGUGAUGAUGCAACUAAACUUGGUGCAAAAUCAUUUCUUGUUUCAAAAGAUGAAGAACAACUAAAAUCUGUCAAAGAUUCAUUUGAUUUUAUCCUGGAUAGUGUAUCAGCACCACAUGAUGUUGCUGGUAUGAUUAGUCUACUCAAGUUUAAUGGAGUUUAUUGCAUAGUCGGCGCGCCACCAAAACCAUUAGAAAUUCCAUCAAUUCUCUUUAUAACUAAACGAGUCAUUUUUACUGGUAGUCUGAUCGGUGGAAUGAAAGAAACUCAAGAAAUGCUUGAUUUUUGUGGUAAACAUGGUAUUACAUGUGACAUUGAAAAAAUGGAGGCAUCACCGGAAACAUUGCAAGUGGCUUACGAACGAACACUGAAAUCAGAUGUUAAAUAUCGUUUUGUGCUUGAUAUGUUGAAUUCAUUCAAAUAG
Molecule: messenger RNA, 1128 nt
Organism: Rotaria socialis
Lineage: Eukaryota; Metazoa; Rotifera; Eurotatoria; Philodinida; Philodinidae
Source: the annotation of a GenBank genome assembly